This is a messenger RNA of Aspergillus uvarum CBS 121591, 615 nucleotides long. RefSeq lists its product as uncharacterized. The transcript has a single exon. The coding region runs from base 130 to 480 and encodes 116 amino acids. NCBI's taxonomy places the organism in Eukaryota, Fungi, Ascomycota, Eurotiomycetes, Eurotiales, Aspergillaceae. The record is from RefSeq and is a predicted model, not a curated record.
CAUGGGUGCAGUUGCCAGUCACUGGAAAAAGAGAAAAACGCACGGGCCAGGAUUGAAAAUUAGGUAAUCAUUUUAACAUGAAUCCAGUUCAAUCCACUUAGCGCGGAUCCCAAUUUGGCACCAUCCCUCAUGCUUAGCGGCAGCCACGGUUGGCGCCGAUUGUUUCAGCCCGUGACUGGACAAGCCGGGGCAGCUUUCCUGGGUGGAUCGGGGAUCACGCAGGCGGCAGCAGACAGAUUUCGAUUUCCAGUGCGAGGGAAGACCGUCUGGCUGGUCACGACUCAAGGAACGGAGUACAGUGUCUCACACAGCCGGAAAUCUUUAUCGGAGUGGCCGAGAGUGGUAGAGCAAAGCCGUUUCAAAGAACAUGAAGAUGAUGAGGGUGAUGGAAUUGAUGAUAAUAAAGAACCACGAAACCUCGAACUUCUGACGGAAACAAUAGCAAACAGAAAUCAAAAGACGCAAACUCAAUUUACCUGAUCUUUCAACGUAACUGGAGCUGUCGUACGCAGUGUCGGAUGGGUGAACGUGUCAAGUAAAUCACCGGAAAGACUGCGCUGCAAGGGAGUGGGAGUGGGAGUGGAAAUGGGAGCUGGGCAGCAAAAUCCCCAGCGA